AUGCCUGACAUAAUAGAAACCCCGACGAUAGAUGAAUCAAUAAAACCAAUUCCAAAUGAAACAACAUCGCCACAAAUUCGUCGUCAAUGGUGGAAAGAAUCAGUUGCCUAUCAGAUUUAUCCAAGAUCAUUUCAAGAUUCUAAUGGUGAUGGUAUAGGUGAUAUAGGCGGUAUUAUUCAAAGACUUGAUCAUAUUAAAGAUCUUGGUGCUGAUCUUAUUUGGAUUUGUCCAAUUUAUAAAAGUCCAAAUGAUGAUAAUGGUUAUGAUAUAUCUGAUUAUUCACAAAUAAUGGAUGUAUUUGGUACAAUGGAAGAUGUUGAAAAACUUAUUAAAUGUGUUCAUGAACGAAAAAUGCGUAUUAUUCUUGAUCUUGUUAUGAAUCAUACAAGCGAUGAACAUCCAUGGUUUAUUGAAUCUCGAUCAUCUCGUACAAAUCCUAAACGUGAUUGGUAUAUAUGGAGAGAUGGUAAACCAGGUGGCCAUCGUCCAAAUAACUGGGAAAGUAUAUUUAAUGGUUCAGCAUGGGAAUAUGAUAAAGAAACAGAUCAAUAUUAUUUACAUUUAUUUUCUCGUAAAAUGCCUGAUCUUAAUUGGGAAUGUGCAGAAUUACGUCAAGAAUUAUAUAAUGCUACUUGUUGGUGGCUUGAUCGAGGUAUCGAUGGAUUUCGUAUUGAUGCUGUAUCACAUAUAAAAAAGAAACCUGGUUUACCUGAUCUACCAAAUCCUAAACAUCUUGAAUUUGUUUCAUCAUUUGAUUAUCAUAUGAAUGUUGAAGGUAUUGAAGAACAUUUACAUGAAUUUAAAAAAGGAACAUAUGGUAAAUAUGAUGUUGUAAGUGUUGGCGAAGCAAAUGGUGUUGGUGCUGAUCAAGCUGUUGAAUGGGUUGAUGAAAAACAAGGUUUAUUCAAUAUGAUAUUUCAAUUUGAAGGUACUAAUUUAUGGGAAAAAACAUUGGGUACUUUGGAUGUUUUAGCAUUAAAACGUAUAAUGACUCGUUGGGAAAAAGCACUAGAAAAAAAUGGUUGGAAUGCUUUAUUUAUUGAAAAUCAUGAUAAACCACGUAUUGUUUCAACAUGGGGUAAUGAUAAAGAAUAUUGGAGAGAAUGUGCUACUGCUUUUGCAACUGUAUAUAUGCUUAUGAUGGGUACACCAUUUGUUUAUCAAGGACAAGAAAUUGGUAUGACAAAUGUACGUUUUCCAUCGAUAAAUGAUUAUCCAGAUGUUGCUGCAAAAAAUUUCUAUAAUCUUGAAUUAGCUAAAGGUAUUGAUCAUAAUGAUAUAAUGCAAAUUAUCUAUAUAACUGGUCGUGAUAAUGCUCGAACACCAAUGCAAUGGGAUGAUUCAUUAAAUGCUGGUUUUAGUACGGCACAACAAUCAUGGAUUGGUAUAAAUCCAAAUUAUGUACGUAUUAAUGUAGCACAACAAGAAAAAGAUGAAUAUUCAAUAUUAAAUUUUUAUAAACGUCUUAUACGUUUACGAAAAGAAAAUGAUGUUUUUAUUUAUGGUAUUUAUGAUUUAAUAUUAUCAAGUCAUACACAAGUUUAUGGUUAUACACGUACAUCAGAUACAAAACGAGCUUAUAUUCUAACAAAUUUAACUGAUCGUGUUGCACAAUUCACAUUAUUUCAAGGUUUAUCAUCAUCACAACUUGUACUUUCAAAUUUAAUUGAACCGGUGCCUGAACAUACAGAUGAAAAAUCUUUUAAAUUUCAUCCAUAUGAAAUUCGUGUCUAUAUUAUUGAGCAUAAAAAGAAAGAUCAACAUCAUCAUCAUCAUCGUAAUUCACAUGAGAAGAAAAAGUCUCCAAUAGUUUCAACUGAAUCAACAGCAGCUGUAUCAUUAACAAAAAGACAAAAAGCAGCAUUAGAAAAACUUGAGCAUAUAUCGAAUAAAGCUCGAAAUCAAGUUGAUGAAAAUAUUAUUCUUAAAGCUACAGAAGAUGCAAAAAGAAAAGUUUUAACAACAUUAAAAACAAAAGCGGUUUCAGAAACAACUAUUAACGAUCAAGAAAUAUCAGCAGAUAGUGUUGUAAUUGAUAUUGAAAAUGAAUCAAUACAAAAAAAACGUGAAAGACAACGAUCACUUGUAUUAAAUCUUGAACAUAUUACACCAAUUAAUCCGACAACACCAUCUUGUCAUUCUUCUUCUGAACAACUUCGUCGAUCAUUUUCAGCUCAAGUAUCAACAAAACCUGUGUUAAAAGGUCGCCAUGCUGAUAGUUCAUCUGAUGAAGAAUAUGAAAUAGAAAAACGUACAACGUCAACAAGUGAAUUAGAUGAUGAGACAAGUACUAGUGAUGGAAAAGAUAUUGAUUAUGCCGUUUUAUAUGAUGAUACAAUCGAAGAUUUUAGUUAUACAAGUGCACGUGAACAAGCAAAAAAACGUCUUCUACGUAAUCAACAAGAAAUCAUGUUACAACAAAUAAAAGAACAAGAAUAA
This is a messenger RNA of Adineta steineri, 2439 nucleotides long. Lineage: Eukaryota; Metazoa; Rotifera; Eurotatoria; Adinetida; Adinetidae. The record is from the annotation of a GenBank genome assembly.